AUGGAAAAGGACAGCUUUCUCCUCUGCCUCUUCAGAGUCUUCCUUUUAUGCCUGGUAGCCCGGAGUGAUGGUGCCAGCAACAGGAGACCCGUCUUCUCUGGGUCAGUACAAGAGAACCGACCAGCAGGUACCAAAGUGAACGGGCUGACCGUGCACCUGAACCGGCUGAGCCCGGAGCCCUGGUGCUCCAAGGUGGCAGGCAGGAGGUGGCACCUGCAGCUUCUGGGGGAAGACGACUCUCACUUUGAGCUCUAUUUCCACCACAGGUAUGCUCAGCUGUCCCUCAGGACCGUUCAACAGCUGGACAGGGAGCUCCGGUCCAAAUACAUGCUGAGACUGGGGCUGUGCUGCAAACUUUGCUUGUCCCCUGAGCACACGGUGACAGAAUUGGCCCUUCUCACCAUCCACGUCCUGGACCUCAAUGACAAUGCCCCCCAGUUCAGCCCCACCAACCUGUCUAGGAUGAGCCUGGAAGUGACCACCAGACUUAAGUCUGAAGUCUAUAGGGUAAGCGCAGAGGACGCCGACCAGGGCACCAACUCAGACUUGGUCUACUUUGCAGACCCCAUCAGCAACUAUUUCUUUGUGAUCCCUAAAACGGGCCAGGUGGUGCUGGUGGAGUCCAUUCUGAACCUCAGAAAGAGUGUCAACUUGACUAUAUUUGCCAGGGACCAUGGGCAGCCUCCUCUGGUGAGUGCUCCCUUGGAAGUGGAGAUUUCCCCCAGGAUGAAGAAGUUCGGUGCUGUGGAUAGAGAAGAGGUGACUAGACUGAAGCGAUCCCUACUAGUGGACUCAGCUACACCAUCCACUUCUGAGGAUACUACCGGUGGCUCCUUCCUGGAGGUCUCGAGUUGUAAGCCUUCAGAAGCAAACAAAGACAGCCUAAAACGAUCCCCUGUCUCACUGGACUCCUCAGCUAUACCUUCUCCUGGUGUCACCACUGUUGAAGCCUUUUUGGAAGUCCAGCACAUGCUGAAACCUAUUGCUGAGGAUACCUCAACUGGUUCCCUUUGGAUAAGAAACCUUCCUAUAGCAGAUAUAGGGGACAUGCAGAGACCUAAACGAUCUACUUUCAUCCCACACCCCUCAACCACCCAUGAGGACCCAACUGAUGGCUCAUAUGCCACCACCAUGGACGUGGAGCCCUCUCCAAAAAAACAGACCUUCUCAGCUAUGGAAAGACCUAAACAUCCCUUAAUGUCAUCAGGCUCCUCUGAUGUGUUAGUUGUGACAGAUACAACUGUGGGGUUUCCUUUAGAAGUGGGUAUCCCCUCAAGGAUAAACGACCUUCCUAUACCUGACUCCUUGACCACUCAUGGGGGUCCCUCUGAUAGCUUAGUUACAGCCAUCAUGGAAGUGGAGCCCUCAUUAAGAAUAAAGACCUUUUCAGCAGAAGAUAAAGACACGGGCAGACCAAAAGGUCCCUUAUUGUCUUCACACCUCUCUUCUGGGUCAGUUCCUGAGGGUACCAUGGUUGCCAGUAACUUAGAAGUUGAGGUCUACCCCAGGGUCAAGGAACUGUCUGUAGCCGAUAAAGAGGAGGGUACAUGGGAGCAGAACAGGUUGAAGCGGUCCCCUGUGUCCCCAGAUUCCUUCUCUGCAGUGUCCAUUCCUGAGGAUACCCCUGCUGGCUCCAUCAUCACCACCUUGAUGUCUAGGGAACUCCAGUCCCCUUGGUAUGAGCUGGUAUCUCCAUCCCCUGAAGACUCCCCUGUUGCUGUGAAUAGGAAUAAUGGGGACGUGUUGCUGAUCAGCACCUUGGACAGGGAAUCUCAGGACAGCUACGAAUGUCUCAUCAAAGUGCAGGAGAGAGCUGGUAAGGCCUGGCACCUCAUCCAUCUUCAGCUCACAGUCACUGACAUCAAUGAUGAGUCUCCACAGUGGACGAUGGAGCCAUUUCCGUACCUGGCGGCUGUGUCACCUCUGGCCCCGGCGGGCACCCGUGUCUAUAGAUUACACGCAGCUGACAAGGAUGAAGGGCCAAAUGGAGAAGUGGAGUACUUCCUUCGGGAAGGUGGAGCAGACAGGUUUAUGGUGGACAGAAGCUCUGGCUGGAUACUGACCACAGACAAGAGCCUGGAGGAGGAUAUGGAGUAUCUGCUGACGGUUGAAGCCGCUGAUAAACCUGGAAGGAGAAGUCCUGCAGUCACAGUGUCCGUGGUUGCUGGUGUCAGACCUCCACAGUUUAGAAAUGCGUCCUAUACUGUCUACGUUCCGGAGAACACUCCCUCAGGACAUGUACUGGGGACGGUGUCAGCGCUGUCCCACCAGAACAGGACAUUAAGCUACAGUUUGGUCUCAAACCCCCACAAUCUGUUCACUAUUCACCACCUGAACGGGGCGAUAUCGAUGACGAAGAGCAUGGAUUAUGAGACGGAACCCCACCAGUUUCUGCUCCUGGUGAGAUCAAGUGAAGACCACCAAUCGCUGGCCAGCACUGCGGAGGUUGCGGUGGUGAUUACGGACGUAAAUGAUUGCGCCCCCGAAUUCCAGCAGACGAUCUACAGCAAGGAAGGUGUCCCUGAGACCGUACCGCCGACAUCCACCCUGCUGCAAGUCACGGCCACCGACUGUGACACCGGCGCAAACGGCGAGCACUCCUAUUUCACGCUCAGCCCCGAUUUCAGCAUCUCCGAGCAGGGUGUCAUUAGCCCGGCACGGGGCCUGGAUUACGAGCGGCCGGGACACCUGUACGAGUUCGUCAUCCUGGCGUUAGACCGCGGCCAGCCGGCCAACACCGGGACAGCCACCGUCAGGGUCCGAGUGUCCAAUGUCAACGACGAGGCGCCCGUAUUUUCUAGAUAUCGGACGUUUGUGUCAGAAGACGCAGCCCCCAACACCCUGGUGGCCACAGUGCAAGCGUUCGACCCUGACGGAGACCGAGUCACUUAUGAAAUCUCUGAAGGAAACAAGGAGGGAAAUUUCGUUAUUGAUCCCCAGAAAGGUCUUAUUCGCCUUGGUCCAAGUCCUCUUCCCCAACUCCAUGGGACUGAGUACAUUUUGUAUGUGACAGCGGCAGAUGACAACGCCUCUGGCGGUCCGCACAGCCUUACCAGCACGGCCACAGUCAUUGUUCGAGUGGAUGAUAUUAAUAAUAAUAAGCCCAUUUUUCAUCAGUGUGCCGAGUACAGCAAGAAUGCCUCCAUUCUAGAAAACCAGCCUCCAGGGACGUUUGUGCUUCAAGUGGAUGCAAAAGACGCUGACAGCGGAGUGAAUGGGCAAGUGAAAUAUGGGAUCGUGCACAGAGAGGGAUACUUACCUGCGUUCACCAUCCACCCUGAUACAGGAAUUAUAACCACACUUCAAACAUUCGACCGGGAGAAGGAUAAAGAGUAUCCGCUGACCAUCAAGGCCACCGACCAGGCCAGUGACCCCCUCAUCAGCCUCUGUCAGAUAAACAUUGCCAUCCUGGACCAGAAUGACAACGACCCAAGCUUCGAAAACAACCGCUACGAGUAUUUCUUAAGGGAGGACGCGCCAGUCGGAACAAGUUUCCUGCGUAUUGCCGCCCACGAUGAAGACUACGGCCCAAAUGCGGCACUUACCUACUCCUUGGCGGGUGACGAGCUUCUGUUCUUCCAGAUUAACAGCACGACGGGGUGGCUGUACGUCAACCAGCCCAUAUCUCGGAAAUCCUUAAUAACACAAGAAGUAAUUGCAACAGAUGGUGGAAACCGCAGCACGCGGGUGGAGGUAGCAGUACGGGUGACGGAUGCCCAGAAUCAGCCACCGGUGUGGGAAAGAGAUAAAUAUGAAAUUGUCAUUCCUGAGAACACAUUGAGAGAUACACCUGUUGUGACUGUUAAGGCAAGAUCGCUUCUGGGGGAUCCUCGAGUGACAUAUAAUUUGGAAGAAGGACUGGUUCCUGAGAGUAACAUGCCAGUGCGUUUUUACCUGACAGUGAACCGGGAGGAUGGUUCCGCUUCAGUAUUAGUGGCUGAGAACCUCGACUAUGAAACCACCAGGAACUUUAUCUUGAAAGUCAGGGCUCAGAAUGUCGCUCCGGUGCCUCUAGCCGCCUUCACUACAGUGUAUAUUAAUAUUACAGAUGUGAAUGAUAAUGUACCGUUCUUCAGCUCAUCAAUAUACGAGGCUUCAGUGACUGAAGGACUUGAGUUGGGGACUUUUGUCCUUCAGGUUUCUGCAUCUGACCAAGACCUAGGUCUUAAUGGAGAGAUCAUGUAUUCCAUAUUGGAAGAUCGUAGUGGGGACCAUGCUCUGUUCCACAUAGACCCCGAGACGGGGAGCAUCUACACCGCAGCGGUCUUCGACCGAGAAGCAAAGACGUCAUACUUACUGGAGGUCAAAUCAUCCGACGGCUCGGAAUCAGCUCGACCGGGAAAACAUGGGCAGCCCAAUUCCGAUACGGCCUACGUGCGCAUUUUUAUCAGCGAUGUCAAUGAUAACCCGCCGGCCUUUGUGCAGAGCGCCUACUAUGUCAGCGUGGACGAGGACCAGGAUGUGGGUACAGUGGUGGCGACGGUGAGCGCCAGCGACCCUGAUGAAGGUAUGAAUGCCAAUAUCCGAUACCAGAUCACAUCGGGGAACAUAGGCGGAGUGCUGGAUGUCAACCCGGAGACGGGCGCCAUUUUAAUUGUGCACCCCCUGGAUUAUGAGGAGGUGAAGGUCUAUGUGCUCACCCUGUUGGCAUCUGAUGGGAAAUGGGAGGAUUACGCCACUGUGACCAUCAGCGUAUUGAACAAAAAUGAUGAGGCCCCGGUGUUUUCUUUGAACGAGUAUCGAGGAAGUGUCGCAGAGGGACUGGUUGACUUACCAAUGUUUGUAUUGCAGGUUUCUGCUAACGAUCCAGACCAUAACGAACUGGGAGGUUUAAAGUAUUCCCUGCACGGUAGUGGUGCUGAAACAGUCUUCACCAUCACUGAAAAGACGGGACAGAUCUUUGCCCUGCAGACCCUGGACCGUGAAGAACAUGCAGUGUGGAGAUUUGUGGUGCUGGCCACCGAUGACGACGGUGACGGUCUCACGGGAUUUACUGAUGUGAUCAUCUACGUACAGGACAUCAAUGACAAUGCCCCACAGUUCCUCUGCACCUUUAACAUUUGCAAUGCCAGCGUGAUGGAACAUUCACCACCAAGCACUUCAGUCAUGGAGAUGGCAGCCAUAGAUCUUGAUGAUAAAAAUGAAGGACAGAAUGCCAUUUUGACUUACUCAAUAGUAAACAGUCCACUGGAUUCCUCAAGCCAAAAGAUGUUUGCCAUAAACCAUGAGACUGGUACAAUUUAUACAGCUGUUGGAGACCUUGAUAGAGAAAAGAAUGAUACCUAUUUGAUUCUGGUAGAAGUUAAAGAUGGUGGUGGACUUUCGACCACAGGUACUGCAACAGUCACAGUGGUGGACAUUAAUGAUCACCCCCCAAGAUUCACUCAAGAUGUUUGGACCGCAGUCGUUUCAGAGACCAGUGAAGUCAACUUUAAGGUCCUUCAGGUCUCUGCAGUCGAUGAGGAUGUUGGAGAAAACGCUUUACUGACCUUCAGUAUAAUCGAGGGGGAUCCUGAUCAGAAAUUCUCCAUUGAAAACGGUAGGAAGAACCACUUGGCCGAAAUAAAAUUGAAAAAGAAACUAGAUUAUGAAAACCCUCAUGAGCGUUGGUUUAAUCUCACCAUCAAAGUAGAAGAUUUAGAGUCCUCUACUACUUCUCAUUGUCUGAUAGAACUGCAAGAUUAUAAUGACCACCCUCCAGUCUUUAGUCCAUCGCUGGUUCAUGUGGAACCUUUUUUGGAAAAUAUAACUGUAGGAAGCAUUAUAACUCGAGUGACCGCUACGGAUGCCGAUUCAAAAGAAAAUAGACAGAUAUCUUACAACAUUGAAGCAGACACGGAUGUUCUUGAAGAAUUUUACAUUGACCAAAAUGGUUCCUUGAUAGUGGCUAAACCUCUGGACCGAGAAACCAUAUCGCAGUAUGCUCUAGUCAUCUUGGCCAUUGAUAAAGGUUCUCCAGCGCAAACGGGCACAGCAACAGUGUCUCUCGCCCUUCUAGACAUCAAUGACAAUGGUCCAAGGUUCGACGGCUUGUAUAUGCCUGUAGUUUGGGAAAAUACCGCCUGGCCACAGACCUUACGUAUGAACGAAAGCUCUUAUUUGUUGUAUGUCGUAGAUGCGGACUCUCCAGGAAAUGGGCCGCCCUUUCGGUUUUCUCUUCCAAGUGACCUCCAGAAUUCCUCUGGCUUCCUGUUGGUUGACCAUGGAAAUAACACAGCCUCCAUCCAAACUCAGAGAAUCUUUGACCGGGAACAAGAGAAAGAGUUCCAUCUUCCUGUGAUCGUAACCGAUAACGGGAACCCUCCCAUGAGCGCCACGAAUACGCUGACGAUAACCAUCGGAGAUGAGAAUGAUAAUGGGCACAAAGAAGGACACAAGGAAGUCUAUGUCUAUCUUCAUGGAGAGCAUACGCAGAGCGACCUUGGCUUCAGUCAUUCAUGA
Nanorana parkeri is the source of this 6441-nucleotide messenger RNA. RefSeq names its product neural-cadherin-like. Gene Ontology annotation, biological process: homophilic cell-cell adhesion. Gene Ontology annotation, molecular function: cadherin binding; calcium ion binding. The coding region runs from base 1 to 6441 and encodes 2146 amino acids. NCBI's taxonomy places the organism in Eukaryota, Metazoa, Chordata, Amphibia, Anura, Dicroglossidae. The transcript is spliced from 19 exons. The record is from RefSeq and is a predicted model, not a curated record. Gene Ontology annotation, cellular component: plasma membrane; catenin complex.